Acinonyx jubatus (cheetah) is the source of this 1124-nucleotide messenger RNA. Its product is annotated as olfactory receptor 5B2-like. Gene Ontology annotation, biological process: sensory perception of smell; G protein-coupled receptor signaling pathway. Gene Ontology annotation, molecular function: G protein-coupled receptor activity; odorant binding; olfactory receptor activity. The record is from RefSeq and is a predicted model, not a curated record. The coding region runs from base 4 to 948 and encodes 314 amino acids. The transcript has a single exon. Gene Ontology annotation, cellular component: membrane. Lineage: Eukaryota; Metazoa; Chordata; Mammalia; Carnivora; Felidae.
UUGAUGGAUAACAGGACAGAAGAGACACAAUUCAUCCUGGUGGGACUAACCAGUGACCCAGAACUGCUGAUCCCCCUUUUUAUCAUGUUCACCCUCAUCUACCUCAUCAAUGUGGUUGGGAACCUGGGGAUGAUGGCGCUGAUUCUCUUGGACUCCCGUCUCCACACUCCCAUGUACUUUUUCCUCAGUAACCUGUCUCUGGUGGAUCUUUGUUACUCUACAGCUGUCACUCCCAAGGUCAUGGCUGGAUUACUUAUGGGAGACAAGGUCAUCUCCUACAAUGCAUGUGCUGCUCAGAUGUUCUUUUUUGUAGCAUUUGCCACUGUGGAAAAUUACCUCUUGGCCUCAAUGGCCUAUGACCGCUACACAGCAGUGUGCAAGCCCCUCCAUUAUACCACCACCUUGACCACAGGUGUGUGUGCUUCUCUAGCUAUAGGCUCCUACAUCUGUGGUUUUCUGAAUGCCUCUUUCCAUGUUGGGGACAUAUUCAGUCUGUCUUUAUGUAAGUCCAAUCUGAUCCAUCACUUUUUCUGUGAUGUUCCAGCUGUCAUGGCUCUCUCUUGCUUUGAUAAACACGUUAGUGAACUGGUUCUUGUUUUUAUGUCAAGCUUUAAUGCCCUUUUUGCUCUUCUGGUUAUAUUGGUUUCCUACCUAUUCAUAUUUAUAUCCAUCUUGAAGAUGCAGUCAGCUCAGGGGCACCGAAAGGCUUUGUCCACCUGUGCUUCCCACCUCACUACAGUCUCCAUCUUCUAUGGGACAGUCAUCUUUAUGUAUUUACAGCCCAGUUCCAGCCAUUCCAUGGACACAGACAAAAUGGCUUCCGUGUUCUAUUCUGUGGUCAUCCCCAUGCUGAAUCCUGUGGUCUAUAGCCUGAGAAACAAAGAGGUCAAGUGUGCAUUCAAGAAGGUGGUGGAGAAGGCAAAUUUUUCUACAGGAUUGGGAAUUUAACAUUACAGUGUGCAUAAUCUUGUUUAAUUCCACUCAGACUUUCCCCAUGCAAUGAGCUACUUUUUAAGACUCAUGCUGCAUUUAAACUUCUGAAGCGACAUCCUUCUCUCUUCAAAAGUCUAUUGUUUGGCAAAAAGAAAACAUAUUCAGGGGCGCCAGAUGGCUCAGUUGGUUAA